UCUCCCUCUCCCUCUCUCUCUCUCUCUCUGUCAGAUUUCCCAGCUUGCUCUGCUGCAGGCUGUCAGUCUCUGCAGGUGAGUUGCAGCUUUAAAGACAAAACUUUUCCUCGCUGAUCGUCCUGACCUCUGACCUCUGACCUCAUCAUCACCUCUUCCAGGCGGCAGAGCGACACCCAGACGACAUGUCUCACCUCCUCCUUGUCCUCCUGCUGUUCGUCUCCUCCUCCUCCUCCUCCUCGCUCUCUCCGGCGGUGGCGGUGGCGGGUUCGAGGCCGUGCCCGCACCGCUGCCUGUGUUACGAGCACGCCGACCUGGUGGACUGCCGGGCCCGCGGGUUCGAGCGCGUCCCGCGUGGCCUCCCGCACGGCACCUGGCUGCUGGAGCUGGGAGGAAACAACCUGAGCGAGGUGGGGCCCCGAGCCUUCACCGGCCUCUGGUCCCUCAGGGUGCUGGUGCUGAGAGAGAGCCACGUGCAGCGCAUACGACCACAGGCCUUCUUCUCCCUGUCCUUCCUGGAGAAGUUGGAUCUCAGUUGGAACCAGCUGACGUCUCUGCCUGUCGACUUCUCCGCCUGUCUGUCUGCUCUCAAAGAGCUGCGACUGGAGCACAACAGCAUCCAGCACGUGUCUGGAUACAGUCUGGAGAGCCUGGACAGUGUGGAGAAGCUGGACCUCAGUCAUAACCAGCUGGUGUCUGUGGGCCCCGGUGCGUUCAGGGGCCUCUCCAGGCUCAGACAGCUCUUCCUCCACAACAACAGACUGACUGUGGUCCAGCAGGGCAGCCUGGACAUGCUGCCGGGCCUGGAGGUGCUGCAGCUGGGUAACAACAGCAUCAGUCAGAUCGACAGCGAGGCUCUGGCUCCUCUCUACAGUUUGGCUGUUUUGUCUCUGGAGGGAAACGACCUGCAGCACCUCAAGUUCAAGACCUUCAUCAGCCUGCACACCACGGCCACGCACAUCCAGCUCUCAGGGAACCCGUGGAGCUGUGACUGCGAGCUGCACCGGGUCUUCAGUAAGAUCCUGCGCGUGCGACACCUCCACAUCGACGACUACCGCAACGUGACGUGCCGCGAGCCGCCGCAGCUGGCGGGGGCGUCGCUGGCCUGGGUGGACAGCCAGCUGUGCGUCGCCGAGACCGCCACCGUGCUCGUCAUCACCGGCACCGUGCUCGUCACCGUGGUGGCGGCCAUGGUGAUGGCCGAGAGGAACAGGAAGAGGAACCGCGGGAAGAACUGGGACACGGAGUCGCAGACGCAGACCCAGAGCCCCCCCUCCUGAGAGCGCUACGGCUCUCACCGAGGGACAAAAAGACUCGUCUGGCUGAGCAGGAAACUCUCAGCUGUGAUGCAAGCUAGCUGCUGUCGUGCUCCAUGAAGCUUCACCAGGCAAAGAGUUUAGGGACAGUUGAGUAUUUUAAAGGAACAUUCAAACAUUUUGGUCAAAACCCCCCUUUCCCCGAUUCCCCCAGACUGAGACCAGAUGUUGGACACCAUUCUCUCCUGUGUAUGUUUAGUAGUUCAAUUCCUAUGGGUAGCAUUUUCUGUUAGCUUAGCAUAAAGACUUGAAGUCAAUGGGAGUCAUUAGCCUGGCUCUGUCAAAGUGAAGAAAUAAAGCGUCUGAAGCGUCUGAUUCACACAGAGGAUCAUGUGGAUCUGAGACACAGCUUGGAAGAUAUCUCUUUAAAAGCUGCAGUGUUGUGAGGAGCAGUCAGAUGGUGGCGCUGUAACCUCUGAACACACUCCUCCUCCCGUCUGUGGCAGUGAUCCUCACACCGCUGGAGGAGGAAGA
This is a messenger RNA of Myripristis murdjan (pinecone soldierfish), 1787 nucleotides long. RefSeq names its product slit homolog 2 protein. The transcript has 6 exons. Gene Ontology annotation, molecular function: protein binding. Bases 183 to 1277 code for a protein of 364 amino acids. The record is from RefSeq and is a predicted model, not a curated record. Gene Ontology annotation, cellular component: plasma membrane. NCBI's taxonomy places the organism in Eukaryota, Metazoa, Chordata, Actinopteri, Holocentriformes, Holocentridae.